Molecule: messenger RNA, 1298 nt
Organism: Bolinopsis microptera
Lineage: Eukaryota; Metazoa; Ctenophora; Tentaculata; Lobata; Bolinopsidae
Product: transmembrane emp24 domain-containing protein-like
Exons: 4
Coding region: 118-600 (160 amino acids)
Biological process (GO): Golgi organization; intracellular protein transport; endoplasmic reticulum to Golgi vesicle-mediated transport
Cellular component (GO): endoplasmic reticulum; Golgi apparatus; endoplasmic reticulum-Golgi intermediate compartment
Source: RefSeq, a predicted model, not a curated record
UUUAUAGUGUGGGUAACUUGUCUGUUAGUGCAGCUCCUGCCUGCAUACUCUUACUUCAUCAGUAUUGAACCUAAGAAAGAGAUAUGUUUCUAUGAUACAGCCGUUAGUGGCACUAAAAUGAGCCUCACUUUUGAAGUGGCUGAGGGUGGCUUCCUCGACAUCGACGUAAGGAUAUCUGGUCCUGAAGGUAAAACUGUUUACAAAGGCUCACGGGAGAGCAGUGGCAAGUACGCUUUCAGCGCCUACAUGGACGGAGAUUAUAAGUACUGUUUUGGUAAUGCUAUGAGUAAGAUGACUAGUAAAGUUGUAAAGUUUAGUAUGGAUAUUGGGGAAAAGCCGAAACACGAUAAUGGCGACACAGUCGAUCAAGACCAUGAUAAAUUAGCAGAACAACUUGAACAGCUGAGUGGACAACUAGUGGCUGUUAAACAUGACCAAGAAUACAUGGAAGUCAGGGAUAGAACCCAUUCUAUGAUAAACGGAUCUACUAAUCAGAGGGUGGUAUGGUGGGCUUUCUUCGAAGCUUUAGUACUACUGGCAAUGUCUCUAGGACAAGUUUACUAUUUGAAACGAUUCUUCGAAGUGCGGCGAGUUGUCUAAGACAAUUAUGUCGUAGGUUGCACUUAAUAAUGAUUAAAUGCCAUUUGUAACUAAGUUUAUUUUCAGUAGCAUGUAUAUUGGGCCGUUUUAAUUAUGUCAAUGGGUUUAUAGUUGUUUUCCUUUAUUAGAUUGUGUUUUGGUGAGGGGGAAGGUUUACUUUUUUUAUAUAGAAUACAGCCGAAUCUGGUUAGUGAUUUCAAAUCUUUAGCUUAGCAUUUUAUUAGAAAAUGUUACCUUUUAGUAAAUUACGGAAUAAAUUGUUAUCAUUCACUCGAUUAUGUUUAUUCUGCAUGCCUUUCUGAAGUGCAUGGUUUAUAGCAAGCAUGGUUUCGGAUUAUUAAUUUUUGAUUAACGGCUCAAUGGUACUGAUUGCAUUUAUAUUUAUAGAGGUAAUUCAUAAUCCCGAUUUCAACUUUUAGAACUCUUAAGAGAGGAAGCACAUUGAAAUAUAUUUAUUUAAACCAUUUAAUCUUAACCUUGUUUUUAUACCGGAAAUAAAACCAUGUUUCAAUUUGAUGGAAAUGUCAAGAAUCUCUACAAUUAACAAUAGCAUACCAAACCAGACCGCAUUCUUUCUUUGAGCAACCUAAUUGAACCAAAUUUCGCAACCACAUCGACUGUGCAUCCUAAUAAUUUCACACUUAAUCAUAUGACGAAUAAAAAUCGACGUUAAAUUAGAGUACAUACUAAAAGUAAAA